This is a messenger RNA of Pimephales promelas (fathead minnow), 2546 nucleotides long. The record is from RefSeq and is a predicted model, not a curated record. NCBI's taxonomy places the organism in Eukaryota, Metazoa, Chordata, Actinopteri, Cypriniformes, Leuciscidae.
GCUCGGGAUGAAUCGACAAUUCGCUACUGACGAUCCUUAAAAAGGACUGGUUUCAUAUUUUGUGAUUUUCUCAUGAUGUGCUUGCCAUAAACAUCUACUGCGGCCUCUAAUAAUCGAGGACAUUUACAGUUGCCUUUAGAGAAAGCGUUUAUAAAUCGCUCGCGAUGGAAGCCGGAGGACAAAGGCGCCGAUGGGAGUACUGCUGGAUUGCUCUGUGUAUUUCUUUUCUUCUUGACUUCGGACAGCAGGUUUCAGCUCAGAUAAGAUAUUCAAUUCCAGAAGAAGGGAAAGAAGGAACCACUGUGGGAAAUAUUGCUAAGGAUUUGGGUCUUGAAGUAAGUAGCUUGGUGGACAGGCAGUUCCGAAUCGUUUCUGGAUCUAAAGAUGAGCUUUUUCAGAUAAAUCAGGAAAAUGGCAUUUUGUACGUUAUUAAGAAAAUCGACAGAGAGUCUUUGUGUGUUGGCAGCGGUGUGUGUAUGGUGAAUUUAAAAACCGUCAUUGAAAAUCCUCUCGAGAUACACUAUGUCGAAGUUGAAAUAUCAGAUGUAAACGAUCACUCUCCUAGAUUUCCUGAUAAAGAGCAGCGCCUCAGAAUUUCUGAAAAUACGCUGCCUGGUGCUGAUUAUAAAUUACAAGCUGCUAGAGAUCCCGAUUCUGGAACUAAUUCGGUCCGGUCCUAUAAAUUAAGCCCUAACGAUCAUUUUGAAAUUCGAGUUAGAGAAAGUGAUGAAGAUAAAAUGCCAUUUUUAGUUCUGAAGAAGGCUGUUGAUAGGGAGAUUACAACGACAUACAAGCUGAUUCUAACAGCAGUUGAUGGAGGGAAUCCUCCGAAAUCUGGGUCUGUUAACAUUACAAUUAUUAUUCUAGAUACAAAUGAUAAUCGCCCUGUAUUUAGUCGCGAGACAUAUUCUGUGACAUUAGAAGAGAACUCUGCUUUUGGCACUGUGGUUAUUCGAGUAAAUGCUACUGAUGUCGAUGAGGGCCAAAACAGUGAAGUGGAAUACAGUUUUGCGACGUUAAACAGCAAAGUGCAUGAUGUGUUUGAGCUCGAUCAGGUCACAGGUGAAAUACGUGUAAAGGGGGAAGUGGAUUUUGAAGAUACUGAAGUUUAUAAACUCGAUAUUCAGGCAUCAGAUAAGGGGCAUCCAUCAAUGUCUGCAAACUCUAGAGUUGUUAUUAAAAUAAUUGAUGUGAAUGACAACCGGCCAGAGAUUGAGAUUACGUCACUUUCUAAGAACAUCCCUGAAGAUUCUAAACCUGGAACGGUGAUUUCUCUGAUCAGUGUGACUGAUAAAGACGCCGGGAUCAACGGUAAAGUGAUUUGUCAGUUAAACAAAAAUAUUCCCUUUGAGCUAAAGCCUUCCUUCAAGGACAAUAUGUACUCUUUAGUAACAACAGAUCGGUUAGAUAGAGAAAGUGAAUCGCAUUAUGAAAUUACAAUUACCGCUUCUGAUUUAGGACAGCCCUCGUUGACUGCAUCGACUACACUAAGCGUUCAGAUUUCUGAUGUGAAUGAUAAUGCUCCAGUAUUUUUAAUAAAUCCUCUAGAUCUUUACUUAGUGGAAAAUAAUGCUGCCGGUUCCUCUAUAAUUUCAGUGAGCGCCUCUGAUAGAGACAGUGCUGAAAAUGCCGUGAUAUCGUAUCACAUAAUUAGAGGUGAUGGAACACAGAACGAUUUGUCGACUUUCUUGAAUAUAAAUUCUGAAACAGGUGUUGUUUAUUCGUUAAAGAGCUUUGACUUUGAAACGUUAAAAACAUCCCAGUUCCAUGUUCUCGCCACAGACUCUGGAAGUCCGUCUCUGAGCAGUAACGUGACAGUGAACGUGUUUAUUCUGGAUCAGAACGACAACGUUCCAGUGAUCGUAUAUCCAGUCAGCGCUAACGUUUCUGCUGAGGGUGUGGAAGAGAUUCCCCGGAAUGUGAACGCUGGUCAUUUGGUGACUAAAGUCAGAGCCUAUGACGCAGAUAUAGGAUACAACGGCUGGUUAUUGUUUUCACUGCAGGAAGUGAGUGAGCACAGUCUCUUUAGUUUGGACCGCUAUACAGGACAGAUAAGAACCCUUCGCUCAUUCACAGAAACAGACGAGGCCCAUCAUAAACUGCUCAUACUGGUCAAAGACAAUGGGAACGUUUCACUCUCAGCAACAGCGACUGUGAUUGUCAAAGUUGUGGAGCCCAAAGAGGCUUUUGCAGCUUCUGAUGUUAAAAACGCAGUAAAAGACGAGGAGGAAAACGACGUGACAUUUUAUCUGAUCAUCACUUUGGGCUCGGUUUCAGUGCUUUUUGUCAUCAGCAUCAUCGUGUUGAUUGUGAUGCAGUGCUCGAAAUCUACAGACUAUUCGUCCAAGUAUUUACAGGACACAAAUUACGACGGGACUCUGUGUCACAGCAUCCAGUACAGAUCUGGAGACAAACGGUACAUGUUAGUUGGACCCAGAAUGAGUAUCGGCUCUACAAUAGCGCCAGGCAGUAAUAGGAAUACUCUAGUGAUACCAGAUCGCAGGAGGAGAGAUUCAGGAGAGGUAAGGACAACCAGUUCAUUAUGA